AUGUUUCUUCAACCUCCAAGAGAGCCAUACCUAAUCCCCCAACCAUUCUUCUUUCCCAGCAGCCCUUUUGUUUACCAAAACUAUGAGCAAGUUCAACCUCAUUAUUCUCAGGCUCAUCUCUACGUUUGUGAUCCAUUCUAUCAUGUCUUUCCAGAUCAUCCCUUUCCACCUUACUAUUUUCAGCAGCCGCCAAACCCACCACCCUUAAACCCUAGAGAGCUGCUUCCUCCGCCACGAAGAAACACUCGCAUUAGGCCACAGAGGAGCAGGGCAGCUACAACUUCUGGCGUCCGCAAAUGGGUGCCAAAAAGGAAACCGGAGCAAACUUCUACCUCCGUUAGCACGAGAAAUGCUCAGGAGGGUUCUUCUCAGCUGAUUCCAUUUCCUGCAAGUCCUGAUGAGCAAAUAACUUCUACUACAACAACGCUUAUGAUAAGGAAUAUCCCAAAUCAUUUUGGGAGGAGUGAUCUAGUGGGUAUAGUGAAAGAUCAUUGCUUGAAUGAGAACUUGAACUCUGAGUUGCGGUGUGAACCCACUAAGAAGUCCGAGUUCGAUUUUCUCUACUUGCCUAUGGAUUUCAAGGAGUUCUGGGUAAACAAGAGGAUUUCCAACCUGGGAUAUGCUUUCGUGAAUUUCACCUCCUCUGUUGCUGCAAUCAGAUUCUAUAAGCGAUACCACCAAUUUGAGUGGCCUGUACUGAAAAACAAGAAGAUCUGUGUGGUUGCUUGCGCCAAAACCCAGGGCAAGGAAGCUUUAAAGAAGAGUUUCAAGAACAAGAAUUUUUGGUGCCACAGCAACGAGUGCUUGCCGGUGAUUUUAGUACCUCCAUGCGACGGUGUUAAGAAAUCCCGUCUUAUAACGGUCGGCAAACUCGCCGGACAGCCUAAGAUGAAAAGAAAUUAG
This is a messenger RNA of Fragaria vesca subsp. vesca, 903 nucleotides long. RefSeq names its product protein MEI2-like 6-like. The coding region runs from base 1 to 903 and encodes 300 amino acids. NCBI's taxonomy places the organism in Eukaryota, Viridiplantae, Streptophyta, Magnoliopsida, Rosales, Rosaceae. The transcript has 4 exons. The record is from RefSeq and is a predicted model, not a curated record.